Molecule: messenger RNA, 1752 nt
Organism: Diospyros lotus (date-plum)
Lineage: Eukaryota; Viridiplantae; Streptophyta; Magnoliopsida; Ericales; Ebenaceae
Product: NADH-ubiquinone oxidoreductase chain 2
Exons: 1
Biological process (GO): ATP synthesis coupled electron transport
Molecular function (GO): NADH dehydrogenase (ubiquinone) activity
Source: RefSeq, a predicted model, not a curated record
AUGUUACUAAAUUCAUUAAUAUUAUUACUUUUAUCUAAUGCUAUUACAUCAAGACGAGACAAAUCUAUCUUGUACUCUAGAGCAACGAUUACAAUCUUACUAAUAUCAGCUUUUAUAGCUUAUGAUAAUUUAUCUCUUUUAUUUUUAGCAAAAGGUAUAGGAAUAUUCGGUGGGUUAUUCCAUACUACAGCUACUACAAAUUUUUUCCACCUAUUUAUCUUUUUAAUAACUAGCGUUAUCUUAUUGUUAACUUCAUUUUACCCUAGAAAAGUUUGAUUGAAAGAAUAUAGCAGCCCGACUAGACUUUUAUUUACAAAAUUAGUUUAUUACGGAACCUUACUUUUAAAUAAAAUGGGAGAGCAGUUUAAAAUAAUAGAAUACUCCUUAAUUAUCUUAUUUAUUGUUACAGGAAGUGUUUUUCUAAUUUCUACUAGUGAUUUAGUAUCUAUAUUCCUGUCUAUAGAAUUACAAAGUUAUGGACUGUAUUUAUUAUCAACUAUCUAUAGAGAUUCAGAACCCGCUACUUCAGGUGGUCUUAUGUAUUUUUUACUAGGGGGAUUGUCAUCUUGUUUUAUACUAUUAGGUACAGCGUUACUUUAUGCAAAUUCUGGUACCACAAACUUAGACAGCUUAUAUAUUAUAACUAGCAUAUCUAAUGUAAGUAAAGACAACCUUACAGGGCUACUAUAUUGAUAUAAAUCUUACUAUAUACACAUAAGUUUACUAUUUAUAGCUGUAGGAUUCUUAUUUAAAGUUUCCGCUGCACCAUUCCAUUUUUGAAGUCCUGACGUUUAUGACGCAAUUCCUACUGUUGUUACAACUUUUGUAGCUAUAAUAGCCAAAAUUUCUAUUUUUAUUUUCUUAUUAGAAUUAGUUCACUAUACAAGUAAACCAAUACUAGAUCUAGAUUUUUCUUGAACAAAUAGCUUAUUACUUAGCUCUCUUCUAUCUUUAGUUAUUGGAACAGUGGUAGGGCUAACACAGUCUAGAAUAAAAAGACUUUUUGCGUUUAGUACAAUAUCACACGUAGGGUUUAUAUUAUUAGGUUUAAGUAUACACACUGUAGAAUCAACACAAGCGUUUAUGUUCUACUUAAUUCAAUAUUCUAUCUCAAAUUUAAAUGCUUUUAUAUUAAUAUUAACUAUUGGUUACUCUCUUUAUUGUUAUGUAGAUAAUACAAAUUCUACCAAAAUUAUUGGAAAAGAACAGGAUAGUAAUGAAAAACAAAAGGAUAGUAAUGAAAACAAUGGUAAUUUAACGGAUGUUAAUAAUUCUCCUAUUCAACUUAUUGAUCAGUUGAAAGGAUAUUACUACAUAAAUCCUGUUAUAGCCUUAAGUUUAGGGAUAACUUUAUUCUCUUUUGCGGGAAUACCACCUUUAAUAGGGUUCUUUGGUAAACAGAUGAUUUUAAGUGCAGCAAUUGAUAACGGGUAUAUUUUUAUGAGCUUAGUUGCUAUAUUAACAAGCGUUAUAAGUGCUGUAUAUUAUUUAGCUAUAAUAAAACAAAUCUUUUUUGAUAAACCAGAUUACCUAGUAAACGAUGAACUAAAAGAUUUUAAUGCAGAUGGUUUAAUAACUGAAAAAAAUACUAUCGUUAAAAAAGUGAAUGUAAAUAUAAACAAUAUUGUUAUAUCAACCUCAUUAAGUUUAUCUAUUUCAGUUAUUACAUUAGUAAUAACAUUAUUUAUUUUUAUACCUGAAGAAUUAUUAAGUUUAGCUAAUAUAUUAGCAUUGAUCAUUUUUAAUUUAUAA